AAAAAUUUAUUGAUAGAUAGCUUUACUUCACGUCAACCAAGAUUGUGUACACUUUCUUCGUAGUUCUACUUAAAAAUAGGGGAUUAACAGAACCAUUUAUCGUUAUCUUUUUCCUUAACGACAUUAGAUAGUUCAGUAUCAUGGCGACCGCAAGUGCAAACGUACUCCAUCAGACGACGCAAGAAGAUUCUAUCGUUAUCAGAAGUGAAAAAAAUGAUAUGGUGCUCACCGCAAGUUCAGAUUCGGUCUUCUUAGAACGGUACAAUUCUUCGUCUUCUGCACAAAUCUGGUUGGUACAAAGUACACUAUAUGGAAAAAUAAUUGUAAAUGUCAGUAACCGAAAAGUUUUAGAUGUAGAAGGUGGAGCCAAAACAAAUAACUGGAUCACCAUCAGCCGUAAAGGUGAAAGUACAAGUCAGUUCUGGAAUAUCAACCCUGAUGGAACUAUCACCAACGCCGGUACAAACCUAGCACUUGACGUAAAUAUGUGUAACAAGCUGAAAUUGUAUCCUAAACAUGGAAAAGCUAAUCAGAGAUUCCCCAUUCAACUGAAGAAUUUUUAAACUUUACUUAUCUUAGCUACAGAUUAACACAUAUUUAGUAAAUACAUAUCUGACAGAAAAAUA
Molecule: messenger RNA, 626 nt
Organism: Zophobas morio
Lineage: Eukaryota; Metazoa; Arthropoda; Insecta; Coleoptera; Tenebrionidae
Exons: 2
Coding region: 141-563 (140 amino acids)
Source: RefSeq, a predicted model, not a curated record